AUGCUAACAUCGAGUUGGCGUUCUCGCUACCGAAAGAUAAGUUACAUUUACCGAGAAAACCAUCGUGCAACUAGACGACAUCUUUCAUCAAAUUCAAACGCAUUAAAGAAGAGAAGUGUUUAUUCUUUGAACUCAAUGAAUAAUACAACCGAAUUGAGUACCUGUUCAAAUCAAUACCAUGAACGAAGCAAAGAUGUACUAACAACCAGAGAAAAACGUGCUAUGUAUAUGGUUCAAUUGCGAGGCGAAAGAGAUUCCGAAUAUCGUCGAAUUGAACGUGAAAAUAACGCUCGUGCUAUGCGAAGAAAACGUUUGGAGGAUCCACUUUAUCGGGAAAACGAACGACAACGAAAUCGUGCACAUAUGGCGACAAUUCGUCGAGAAAAUUCACUCUAUCGUCAACAAGAACACUUGAAAAAUCGUCAUCGGAUGGCAUCAAAACGUCACUCAUUACCACAAUCAGCUGGAACCAAUUCCAUCUACAAAACAUUAGAAAACAAUUUACAAUCAUCACACAUUUCAUUCAUUCCAUAUCAAACACAUUUCGAAAUCUCAACUGAACCAAAGCAACGAAUUGAAUACAAAUUUCUCCAGCAUAUUGAUGUAUUCUGUCGACAAAAUGAUAUCACUUCUCAUUCAGAUAAUGACACUCCAAGUUAA
Messenger RNA from Adineta ricciae, 660 nucleotides. Lineage: Eukaryota; Metazoa; Rotifera; Eurotatoria; Adinetida; Adinetidae. The record is from the annotation of a GenBank genome assembly.